AUGACCAACAUCCAGCAGGAGCAGCAGCAACAGCAGCAACAACUACUGCACAUGAGUUAUUGCAUUGUCGCCGGCGUCGUCAUGAUCAGACUGCGGCUUGAGCAGUUUUAUGUCAAAUCUUUUGUACCAGAUGAUAUAUUCGCGGAGUAUGACAUCGUCGACUAUGAGAAAAUCAAUGUGAAUCUCACAGUUCAAGUUCCCUUUCCUGGCAAGCUCCUCAUGCACAUUUUCGUAAGGAAGCUCUCGGAUCAAGUGGGUGGUGCGAACCACUUCGAUCUGAUUCGCAUGACGAACAUGGAUCUCUGCAAGCUCCUCGAUUCACUUCGCAAUAUCACAGUGGAGGAAAUACCGGGCGAAAGCCUCUUGCCCUCGACUUUUGUUGUCUCAUGUCCUUUGGUUCCCGGUUUCUAUUUCGUGGAGAAUAGCGUAAUUGAUUCCAAAUUGGUUCCUUUCUGCAUUCCUGAUGGCAGAUAUAUGGUACUUUUUGAGCUAAUACAAGUCUACGAGGAAGUCAUGAAGCUGAUUUCCUGCAGAAUCAAGUUUUCCAUCAAGACACCAACUGGAUACUCGGAACCAACGCUGUUUAAAAAUACUAAGGAAAAUAAAGCGACUGAGAAGCCAGUGGAGAAAAACGAAGAAGCAAGUACAGAGGUUACUCAGUCGAAAGAAGAUAGUUCGGAAUUAUCAAACGAUUACGAAUAA
Molecule: messenger RNA, 702 nt
Organism: Drosophila mauritiana
Lineage: Eukaryota; Metazoa; Arthropoda; Insecta; Diptera; Drosophilidae
Exons: 2
Coding region: 1-702 (233 amino acids)
Source: RefSeq, a predicted model, not a curated record